AUAAAAUGUAACAAAACAGAAAUAAUUCAUACCUGGAGAGAAAAACAUGAAUAUAUGUUUUACACCUGCGGGGACUUCUAAUUAUGUGACUCUCAGAAACAUUUGGAAGUUAGUCAACUUUAUAAUGUAACAAUUCUCAGGGCUUUUUAAAGUUAAAGGGUUAAACUAUUUAAAUGAGUGAUUAUAAUGUUUCAGCAUACAGUUGAAUAAUCUGCUGGGAGGAGCCAUGUGGCUGGGAGGAGCCAUGUGGGAGGAGAUGGAAAUUCUACACAACAAGCUGUAGAAUUUCACAGAUCACUUAUGUACGAGAUGCGCCACCCUUUCUGGGAAAUUAAUAUGGGCUGAUUAACUGUUUCUUGUGAACUCGCUUCUGGGAAUUAUAUCACGUUUGAGUAGUCUUUUAUGCCAAUUGGAGAAAAACUGAAUUGUAAAAAAAAAAUUAUAGUCCUAACUUUUAUUAACAAUGCAGGUAAAAACAAUGUUUUUUUUUCCCCUCAUUUGUUCAUUUAUUGAGACAGUGAACGCGUGUCACUGUUUUAAAAAGAUACAAACUGAGUUAGUAAUAAAUAGCUCAUAUCUUCAACUUUCGACAUGUUUAGAUGUGUGGCCGCCAUGCUGGAUAUCAUUAUACAACAGGUUCUAAUUUACUUAUUAAACAGAAAUAAAGCCAGAGUAUAAAGGGGUUCGCUUUAUUGGCACUUCCUGUGAGUGGUCUGGAGUAUAGACGAUCUUUGAUGCCGGUGUAAACUUGACAUUUCGGGCAUACGUUUAGAGAAGCCCAACUUGCUUCGGUGAGGCGUGAGUGUCGCGUCUGUUUGCUUAUGUAUUUUAACCAAAACUGGGACAGAAUGCAGUUACUAAGCAGAAGUAGCAUACAGACUGCUGGACGGUGAGGUAUAAAACCAAUAUGGUACUAGCCGUUACUUGACUUUAGCUCAGCACCUGCUAGCUGCUAAUAUUAAACACCAAGUCACGAGAUAGUAGUACUGGAAUGACUAGGAAUUACCUGCUCUUAUCGCCAUCCUUGAAAAUAGUUUACGGCGCAUUGAAAUACUUCAGUUCUUGAUAUUUAGAAGAUACGCUUGAAGGAACCGGAAGCAAAAAUUAUUUCAAAAUAAGAGUUUACGUUAGAGAUUGAGAUACUUAAACCACGGUCUUUUUUUUUUUACAAUGGGAAAAUGUAAAUGAAAGUUGCCAGAAAAGUUUUUUUUUUUUAAAUUAAAUUUCAAUAGUUUAGCUUUAAAUAAUUAGUCUUAUUUUUUAAAAGUUGCUAUUUGUCCGGUCAGUAAAGCUUCGGGAGUUCUAAACUGCGUCUCAAUAAUCAGCAUGGGUAUCUGUGCACCUGUCAUCUGCACUCUCCUGUACGUUGUCCUUGACAGUGUCAUCACCACUGUCCUAUACAUCAAUGGGACAGAGCUGUCCCUCUUCAUACGUGAUGUCCUGGACUUUAACAUCCUGAGCUCCGCCCUUGACCUGUGGGGCAUUGUCCUUUUCCGAGCAUCCCUCCUGCUGGGUGCCUCCAUUGGGGUUUUAUGGAACAGAGAGGACGGCCCGCCCAGGGUCGCCCGGGUCACCACCGUCAUUCUCCUCUUCUGCAUGGUUGUCAUCACCUACACCUUGGCCAAACUGCUGAUGCUGACCGAGGUGGAGCCCCUCAGCCGGCAGCCAUGGUUUCUGAGCCUGAUGGGAUGGACCUGCGCCUCCUCCCUGGGUGUCGUGCUUCUCUGGAGGCAGCUCGGGAGGGUUUCCAGCUCCGUGAGCGGGCUGGACGUCAGGAACAGCCGUGGUGGAGGAGGAAGGGUCUCCGAGGACACAGAGAAGCUGGUGGAUACAGCUGGUGAAGAGGAGGAGGCUGGAGGGAGGAAGGAGAAAGAGGAGGUCAGCUCUAGGGCUACAUUGGGACGCUUGCUCAGCUACUGUAGAAAGGAUGCUGGACUGCUUUCCUUAGCCAUCCUCUUCCUGCUCAUCUCUGCAGUGUGUGAAGCCUUCAUUCCAUUAUACUACGGGAAGGCCAUAGACAGUAUUGUGGUUCACCAGAGCAUGGAGUACUUUGCUAAACCUGUAGCCACAUUGGCUUCACUGGCUUUGGUCAGCUCGAUGGCCAUUGGAGUGCGAGGAGGAGUCUUCACCCUGACAUUUGCGAGAUUAAACCUUCGGCUGAGGAGCCGCCUCUUCAGGACCCUAAUGACGCAGGAAAUUGCCUUUUUUGAUGAAAACCACACUGGGGACAUCCUUUCACGCCUGUCAGCAGACACCACCCAGGUGAGCGACCUCAUCUCCCAGAACAUCAACGUGUUUUUGCGGAGCGUCAUCAAGGGCACCGGCUUCAUCAUCUUCAUGUUUCGGAUGUCCUGGAAGCUCACGCUGGUCACCAUGAUGGGAUUCCCUUUCAUCGCUCUCGUCUCCAAGCUUUACGGCGAAUACUACAAGAAACUGACCAAAGAGGUGCAGACAGUCCUUGCAGAAGCUAACAAGGUCGCCGAAGAGACCAUCUCAGGCAUGAGGACAGUGAGGAGCUUCGCCAAUGAGAGCGGGGAGGCCGACUCCUAUUACGCCAAACUCUUGGUUAUGUUUCAGCUCAACAAAAAGCAAGCCCUGGCCUAUGCCUGCUACAUGUGGUCCAGUUGUAUAUCAGAGCUUGCUCUUGAGGUGGCUGUCCUCUACUACGGAGGCCAUCUUGUACUCACCGACCAGUUGAGCAGCGGUGGCUUGAUUUCCUUUUUUAUUUACAUGCUGGAGCUGGGAGAAUGUUUUGAGAGCAUUGCGUCAGUCUACACUGGCCUCAUGCAGGGGGUUGGAGCAGCUGAGAAGGUGUUUGAGUAUCUGGACAGGAAACCCAAACAUCCAGCGGAUGGCACCGAGGCUCCAAACUCCUGCACUGGUCUGGUUGAGUUUAAAGACAUCACCUUCGCUUAUCCAACACGACCAGAGACUGACGUCCUCAAGGGAGUGUCGUUCACUCUGCGGCCCGGAGAGGUGACUGCCUUGGUGGGGCCAUCAGGCAGUGGAAAGAGCUCCUGUGUUAGUCUGCUGGAAAAUUUCUACCUCCCUCAGGGAGGCCAAGUGCUGCUGGAUGGGAAGCCUGUUAAUGAGUUUCAGCAUGACUAUCUGCACUCCAAGAUUGCUUUGGUGAGCCAAGAGCCUGUGCUGUUUGCCCGGACCAUUAAGGAGAACAUCUCCUAUGGACUGAGUGACGUCUCUAUGGAGAUGGUGGUGCAGGCCGCCACCAAGGCUAAUGCUCAUGACUUCAUCACCAGCCUCCCCAAAGGCUACGAUACAAGUGUUGGGGAGAAAGGCUUGCAGUUGUCUGGGGGACAAAAACAAAGGGUGGCUAUAGCCAGAGCUCUCAUCCGCCAGCCACGUGUCCUCAUCCUGGACGAAGCCACAAGUGCUCUGGACGCAGAAAGUGAACAUAUUGUUCAGCAGGCCUUGAACAGCAUCAUGCAGGAACACACAGUGCUGGUGAUCGCCCACCGGCUCAGCACGGUGGAAAAGGCCGACAACAUCAUGGUGAUCGACAGGGGUCAAGUGGCCGAGCGGGGGACCCACAGUCAGCUGAUGGCCACCGGCGGCCUCUACUGCAAGCUGGUGCAGAGGCAGGUCCUGGGCAUCGAGACUGGGACGGAGGUCCUCAAUCCGUCGGAGACUGUCCGGUGGAAGUCUGACAGAGGGAGGAGGAGACAAAACAGCGGCAGCAGCGGGAGCGAGUCAGAGCACAAUAUGCGCUACUGAGAUCGAGCAGCAGAGUGCAAAAUGUUGUCAACAUGACAGGUGAAUGAUAAUCAGGCUGGUCUGGGCUACUGUGACAGGAAACAAAACCCUAAAAGUCAAAGCACUCCACUGAAUCACCAAAGAGAUUGUCACUUUAAAGGUUCUGUUCAAAAUUCCACGUCUUCUUACUUAAAGGCUUUGUUAAAGUACGUUAGUACAGGCUCUCAACAGCGUACAGUGUAAAAUAAAAUAAAAGCAAGAUAAUUUCACAAUUUUUCUAUAUAAAUUGACAGAUAUUUUGCACAAGGUCGGUCUUGAUGCAACUUUUUCACUUCCGAUACGAUACCGAUAUUGCAGCUUUGAGUAUGGACUGAUACCGAUAUUCACUCUAUAUGAUAACAGCACAAAUUAUGACUACUUUUAUUACUUCACAGUAAUAAAAGCAUUUCUAUCCAAGCACUGCUGGAUAGACAUGCUGGGGGCGGACUAAACUAACCAUGUGCAAUAACCCAGUUGUAUCCUCAAGAGCUGGUGUGCUGCAUGUUUUAGAUUAUUCUCUGUUUCAGUGUCAGAAUAAAACUAAACUGUUUAUUAUGAGAACAUAUAGAAUAUGAUGAGAAAGUAAUUCAGCCAUUAAUUCAACUGUGUUGGACCUGUACAUUUUGAGAGCAUCUGUUCAUACAAUGUUUUAAUGCACCACAAGCCUUGAAUGAAUGUUCACUAAAUGCUUUAUCAUCUUAAAAAAAGGGAUGUGUUGCUGUCAAUGCACUUUUUUUUUAGCAAUACCUCAUCGAUAUGUCACUGUAACUGUUAUUUCCUUUGAAGCUGUCUAGCUGUAUUUUAACUUCUGUUUAUUUAAUGACAAUGGUAAAAAGGUGUGAUUGUUAAGUAUGUAUAAAAAAUUUUUAAUCUC
Poecilia reticulata (guppy) is the source of this 4624-nucleotide messenger RNA. RefSeq names its product ATP-binding cassette, sub-family B (MDR/TAP), member 9 (gene abcb9). Gene Ontology annotation, cellular component: membrane. The record is from RefSeq and is a predicted model, not a curated record. Gene Ontology annotation, biological process: transmembrane transport. Lineage: Eukaryota; Metazoa; Chordata; Actinopteri; Cyprinodontiformes; Poeciliidae. Gene Ontology annotation, molecular function: ATP hydrolysis activity; ABC-type oligopeptide transporter activity; ATP binding.